AUGCAAUAUACAUAUAUUUUUUCCCUCUUUAUUACUUUGGCAAUUAUUCAAACGAUAUUCUCAUUUGAAAUCAUCAACGAUGAACAAAACGAAGAUAAAUCCGAUGAAACUCGACAAAUUUCGUCAUCAUCAUCGUCAUUAAAAAAACAAGAAAAUAUGCCUGAAUGUUUAUCUAAAAGUCAAUUUUUAAAUAUGUUAAAUCGAGAUCGACGAGCAUCAAUAUCUCGUCCCUAUUUUCAACAUCGACGGCCAUCUCGUGAUAAUAAUCGUUAUCCAACUAAAAAUUCAUUAGCAUUUUCUCCUCGUUUAGGUAAACGAGCAUAUGAAGACGAAAAUGAAUUUGCAACUCGAUCAGUUGAUCUUGAUACAUUUCUUGUAACACUUGUUGGUCAUUUACAAGGAAAAAAAAUUGAUAUUGUUUAUGAAGAUUCAACAAAAAUUUGUUUAUCCCAAUCAAUUAGUGAUACACUUAUACAACAAGUCCUUGACAAAUUUGAUACAAAUCGACGUAAUCAAGAUAUACAGGAAAAAGAAGAAAUACGUACACGACAACAAUCAGCAAAACAUCCAGUUUUAUUUCGUUAUCGUCUUGUUGCUAUUGCUCGAGCUUUAAUCCGUAAUCCAAAAAUUCUUCUUCUUGAUAAGGCAACAUUAGCAUUAGAUAAUAAAAGCGAAAAAGCUGUUCAAUCAACAUUAGAUCAAGCACGCGUAGGUCGAACAUGCUUAACAAUUGCUCAUCGUUUAUCAACAAUUCAAAAUUCUGAAAAAAUUGCUGUUAUUAAAUAUUAUUUUUGGGUACCCCAUGAAGAACUAUUGGCAAAGGGAGGAUUUUAUACACAGCUUGCAGUAUCACAACUGGCUGUUGGUCAUCGCUGA
Molecule: messenger RNA, 876 nt
Organism: Adineta steineri
Lineage: Eukaryota; Metazoa; Rotifera; Eurotatoria; Adinetida; Adinetidae
Source: the annotation of a GenBank genome assembly